Molecule: messenger RNA, 1680 nt
Organism: Candida dubliniensis CD36
Lineage: Eukaryota; Fungi; Ascomycota; Pichiomycetes; Serinales; Debaryomycetaceae
Exons: 1
Coding region: 1-1680 (559 amino acids)
Cellular component (GO): nucleus
Molecular function (GO): protein binding
Source: RefSeq, a predicted model, not a curated record
AUGGAUUGGUAUAAUAACAGAUCUAGACGAGGCUCAACAACAACAGGUCAACCCACCCAAUCAAAUCCAGCAUUUCAUGGAAUUAUUAAUUCUAAUAGUAGCACCACCGCUUCAAGUUCAUUAUCUUCUUCAUCCAACUCGUAUUCUUCCUCACCCAUGAUUAAUCCAAAUAAAUUCACCACACAACAGCAGCAACAGCAACAACAGCAACAGCAUGGUCAUAUUCCUCCACCCCUAAAUCUAUCGUCCCAACAAGGCAUGGGUCGUAACUUGAGUCCAGUUUCUCAAGCAAACUCGCCCAUUGUGACAAUUCCUCCAACACCAUUAGAAAGGAAUUCAUAUUAUUUUAGUGAGUUCCCCCUUUAUGCGUGUGAUUGGACUUGUUUAAAUAAUGGACAAAUUGAUUGUAUUGCAGUGGGCUCAUACAAGGAAACAUUUGCCAAUAAACUAGAAAUCAUACAUGGAAGUAACUAUGAAAAUGAAUUCAAUAUGGAGAAUUCCCUUAGUCCUGGUACAAAUACUUCAUUCGGUUAUAAUAACAAAAAUCACAAUAAUGCAUAUUAUGAAGACGAGGAGAUAGCGCCGCGUGAUGAAGGGUUUUAUUUUCAAAAAGUCUGUGAUGUCACUUUAGAUUACCCAAUUACUCAUUUACAAUGGGAUCCCCUGAUGUUAAAGUAUGGUUCAAGUGGUGUUGAAAGAUUAGCUACAUCCAGUGAAGUGUUGCGCUUGUAUAAAGUUGCUGACAAUGGCAAUGACUCUUACUCGUUGCAGCAGACUCAUGUGUUGGCUAAUAAUACUGUUAGUUGCUCGAGCACUUCUUCCAACAGCAACAAUUCAUCUGGAUCUGGUAGUGCCCGAACUAUUGACGAUGUAAACACAUAUCCCCCCGUGACAUCGUUUGAUUGGAAUAAGGCUGAUCCAAAUGUACUAAUAACCUCAAGUGUGGAUACUACAUGCACAGUGUGGGACUUGCAUCGAUCGCCCGGUAGAACGGCGCUCAAUGAAGAAAUGCUCGAUACGGCAACGGUCAAGACGCAAUUGAUUGCUCAUGAUUCGGAGGUUUUUGAUGUCAAGUUUUUACAUAAAUCAACUAACGUAUUUGCAUCAGUGGGGAAUGAUGGAUCAAUGAGAGUAUUUGAUUUACGAUCAUUAGAGCAUUCAACCAUUAUAUACGAGCCGUCCCCGUCUGCAUCCCCAUCGGCAACAGCAUCAGCAUCCAUAUCGGCAACAAACCCAGCCUUGUCGGCAACCUUUGAUUCAAAGGCAUUGUUAACUUUAAGCACGUCGAAUGUUGAUCAACAUCAUCUAGCAGCGGUUGGUGUCAACUCAAAUCAAAUUAUUGUCAUUGAUAUGAGAAUGCCAGGAUUACCCGUUGUAAUUAUUGAUGGUUCAUUAGGCGGAAUGAAUAAUUCUCUGAUCAAUCUGAUAAAAUGGCACCCGACAUCAAACUAUUUACUCAGUGGAGGUGAUGAUUGUCAAGCAUUGGUUUGGGAUAUCAAUAAUUUGUCCAAUGCAACGAAUGGAAGCACCAAUGGGAGUAAUCAUUCUGGAAGGAUCAUUGACACACCCGUAUUGGCAUAUUCAGAAGACUUGGAAGUCAACAACGUUUGUUGGAGACAGAACCAAGGGGAUUGGAUGGGUGUUGUUAGUGGGAAAGGUUUCCAAGCUGUUCUGAUUUGA